AUGCCUCUGACUUUACCUUUGGUAUCUCAAUCGAUUCUUUUUCCCCAAAUUUCUCAAGAACCCGGUGUUUCUCACAGAUCUUCAAACCAUCCAAUUUCUCGAUCUUCUUCUUUUCCUCAAAUUAACUUUUUCGGCCAAGAUUCAUCAGGGAUUCAGCGUCCUCCAUCGAUUCAGAGUUCUCUGGUUCCUCAAACUUCUUUAGAUUCUCAUCUACCUGUUCCACGACAGUCUUCGAUCGCGAAUGUUCCUUUGGUGGAUUCUGGUAACUCAUCUCUGGGAAAUGGAUUGUUAACUUCGACUGGGAUUCCCAAACCAGCGAAGAGGGUUGUUUACAACAAUGGUGAACCUGGAAUGAAAAAGAGGAUUGUAAAAGGGGAUGAUGAGAAAGGGAAUGGGCAGAAUGUUGAGGUAAACCAGCAGAAAGAGAUCAAUAUUCAAAGUGGAGUGGACCAUGUUGUGAUAAAUGUUGCUGAUAAAGGGAAAGGAAUUGCACAGACUAUGCCAGGAGGAAAUCAGAAACAAGCUUUUAAAAGAAAAGAAGUUGUUCAUAAGCCAGAGACUGGAAAUAGAUUCAGUGCUCUGGCUUUUGAGGAACAGAGUAAUAUUGUGGAAAGUGGAGACAAUUUGAUUGAGCCAGCUGCACAAAUUGGGGGAAAAAGUUGUUUGCAUGAAGUAGAGGAGGAAAUCUUAAAUGUUUCAGGUAGAGAAAAUGUGGAAGUUGAAGGGGUGGAUAAAGUAAAUGAUUUGAUUACAGAAAUGAAUGUUCCUAUUGAAGUUGAUCAGGGUUCUGAAAUGCAGAUGAGAAUGUCAAAAUCAGGGGAAGUUGCUGAAAAUGUUCCUUUAAUUGUGAGGGGGGGUGCAAGACUCUAA
Messenger RNA from Ilex paraguariensis (yerba mate), 870 nucleotides. NCBI's taxonomy places the organism in Eukaryota, Viridiplantae, Streptophyta, Magnoliopsida, Aquifoliales, Aquifoliaceae. The record is from the annotation of a GenBank genome assembly.